AUGUCGACCUCUAGGGAGCAGCAAAUUCUCAUAGCCGAGACGAUCAGGGCUAUGAAGAAGGCUGUUAAAAGGAAAGCCUACGAAUCCGACUCCGACUCGUCGAUUGAAUACACCACAAACCGCGGUCACAAGUUGAAGAAGAGAGCGCGCUUCGUCCGCGAAGGCAAACUUGGACCCCCGACUGGCCCUGCUGUAUACAAAGAGGUCGUUGAACACGCUGGCUAUCAGCGCGCAAUUAUAAGCCGAAACCCUCCUCUUAUCGACGAAGACGGCUACGACAUUGACAGCGCAGACGAUGAAGAGCAAGUCCAGGAGGCGAUUGCCUCUGCUGCAGAGGUGGACCCAUACUCGUCUAUCCACCUUGAAAGCCUACUUGCCCCUCUGACGGCCGUUACCGACCUGCCACAUCAUCCCACAAUGUCCCGACCGUUCACGUCGAAAUCCCUGACCGAUCUAGCCGUACAAGGACGAAACCUCAUGUACAAGGAGAACGCUGCGCUCUGGAAGGUCAGACCACUCCUUACGAGGCUGACAGGAGACCACACUUGGGUCAAUUGCGAGAAGAUGCUAGGGCCAAGCGACUUUGAUUACUUCUCCGACGACUUCACAGCAAGGCUACUCCACCAAGGGACAAAUGGCUCGACAGAGGACGAGAUCGAGAGGAUAGUAACCCCAAAGGCCAACGGAGGCUCUGGAACAAUAAACGGCAGCAAUGGCGACAAGCCUAGCACUUCAGAUGUGGAUCAUGAUCAGGAGACAGAGGCCGCACAGGAUGUUUCAAUGUCCGACGCCCCUGUACCAGAGAUCGAUCCUGUAGAGACGAACAAGAGUAAGGACGAGUCAAGCAGUAUAGACGGAGACAAGACAGCGCAAGAUGCAGAUGCUGACAAAGAAGACGUACCGAAACCAAAAGAUGAGCCAAACGGUGAAGCGUCAAAUGAGAAGAGAGACGAGACAGUCAAAGAGGCUGAAAAGGACAUUGAGAAAGGCGGCGGUGACGUCGAGAUGACAGAUGGAGUUACCGUUGAUGAGCCGCCCAAGUCCACUUCAGAUCCCAACGAUGCUCACAGCCGGGCAAUGUCUGCGACUCCUGCUGCCUCAGACGAGUCCUUCAUCCACCCCAUCUUCCUUGCCCCUGCAUCAGCCCAUCCGGAUCGAGACAACGGGCUCCCAGACCAGGAGGCCGAGGAUGUCCGAAGGCUUCUUCAGCUCUACAUUCAAAAGCAGGAGGAGGUCUGUCGCGGAACUAAGAAGCUCUAUGAGGGGCUUCUCAAAGCAGAUCGAUUACGGAAGACGGUUCUCUCAUGGUCGAAGGCUGAGGCACAUAUCGGUCCCGGCCGAGACAUGUCUGAUGGCGAGGACUGGUACGACAAAGAAGAAUGGGGCCUCACGGACGACCUUAAGAAGGGACAAGACGAAGAGGAGGAAGACACGACUCAAACACAGAAGAAGACUCGCAAUAGGAAGUAG
Phaeoacremonium minimum UCRPA7 is the source of this 1470-nucleotide messenger RNA. Its product is annotated as putative rxt2-like protein. Gene Ontology annotation, cellular component: Rpd3L complex; cytosol. NCBI's taxonomy places the organism in Eukaryota, Fungi, Ascomycota, Sordariomycetes, Togniniales, Togniniaceae. The record is from RefSeq and is a predicted model, not a curated record. Gene Ontology annotation, biological process: negative regulation of silent mating-type cassette heterochromatin formation; negative regulation of rDNA heterochromatin formation. The coding region runs from base 1 to 1470 and encodes 489 amino acids. The transcript is spliced from 4 exons.